This is a messenger RNA of Emiliania huxleyi CCMP1516, 405 nucleotides long. RefSeq lists its product as hypothetical. The record is from RefSeq and is a predicted model, not a curated record. The coding region runs from base 1 to 405 and encodes 134 amino acids. NCBI's taxonomy places the organism in Eukaryota, Haptophyta, Isochrysidales, Noelaerhabdaceae. The transcript has 3 exons.
AUGGCUUCCGCCGAGCUCAUCGCGGCUCGCAAGGACAAGCGAAAGGCGCCUGCGCCGCCGAAGAAGGACGUGGCGCAAGCCGCGAAGGAGCCCACCGCGAGCAAGGGGGGGAAGAAGCCCCGCCAGCCAUCGUGGGAGGGUUUGCCCAUCUGCCCCGCCUGGAAGAAGGACGGCGCGUGCCACGCGUACCGGCAGCGCAGGUCGGUGGUGGUGGUGAACAAGCACCAUCGCCGCCAGCGCUCCCCGAGCGACGUCGACAUCCGGCGGGGCUCGCCGUUCGGAGUGCUCAAGCGCAUGUUGGCUGGGGAGCAAAUCCGGCUGGUGUGCGCAUGCGCGCCGAAGCGGUGCCAUGGCGACAUCAUCGCGGCACGUCUCCGCCGCAUGAUGAGAGAGAUUGUGGACUAG